Molecule: messenger RNA, 1715 nt
Organism: Alligator sinensis (Chinese alligator)
Lineage: Eukaryota; Metazoa; Chordata; Crocodylia; Alligatoridae
Gene: PCED1A
Product: PC-esterase domain containing 1A
Exons: 11
Coding region: 37-1677 (546 amino acids)
Source: RefSeq, a predicted model, not a curated record
GAGGUGAGAGGACCUAGCGGGGGCCUCCAGCCCUCGAUGCUGCCCCCGGGUCAGGCAGCCAGGCGGCGCGUGGUUCCCUGGGCACAGAGGCUGGCGUGGGGGCCACUGGCCAUGGCCAUGGUCACCUUCCUGACCAAGGAGGCCCAGCAGCUGCUGCACAACAAGUUCGUGGUGAUUCUGGGUGAUUCCAUCCAGCGGUCGGUGUACAAGGACCUGGUGCUGCUUCUGCAGAAGGACGAGCUGCUCAGCAGCUCUCAGCUCCGAGACAAGGGAGAGCUGAGCUUCGAGCAGGACUGCCUGGUGGAGGGAGGACAGCUGGACAAGCUGCACAACGGCACGCGGUACCGGGAGGUGCGGCAGUACCGCACUGGCCACCACCUCGUGCGCUUCUACUUCCUCACGCGCAUCUACUCCGACUACCUGGAGAGCAUCCUGGCUGACUUCCAGGCCGGGCCCCAGCCCGACCUCGUCAUCAUCAACUCCUGCAUCUGGGAUGUCAGCAGGUACGGCUCCAGCUCCAUGAAGCAGUACCGCCUGAACCUGGAGCGCGCCUUCGUCCGCCUCGCCAAGGUGCUGCCCCCCAGCUGCCUGCUCAUCUGGAACAUGGCCCUGCCGCUCGGGCGCCGUGUCUCCGGGGGCUUCCUUGUCCCAGAGGUUCAGCACCUGUCCCUGAGGCUGCGGGAAGACGUGAUCGAGGGCAACUUCUACAGUGCAAUGGCGGCGGGCGGAUGCGGCUUCGACGUGCUGGACCUGUACUAUCACUUCCGCUUUGCCACGCCCCACCGCCAGCGUGACGGCAUCCACUGGAACAGCCACGUGCACCGGUGGCUCUCCCACCUGCUGCUCACCCACGUGGCUGACGCCUGGGGCGUCCGCGUCCCCGACAAGACGCGGCGGCUGCGUUCCUUCCAAGACAAUCACCCGGCACCGGACGCCUGGGCCAGCUCCUCCUGGGAGCCCUGGGCAGCUCCCUCCCGUCCCUGGGCGCCAGAGACCCCUCUGCACCCCCCAGGCCUCCGGUGGGAGGAUGAAGCCCAGGCUCCCUAUGGGCCCCCAGCAGGUGCCUGCCUGCCCCACCCUGCUGCUGAGAGCAGCCCCUUCCACGAGGACACCCCGCUGCUGCCCGGCCCCUCCAGCUCCGGUGCCUUCUGCUCUGGCUACAUCAGCUUUGACCACAGAGGUGCCCUGGGUUCCUUCCAGGACAAUUACCCGGCGCCGGACGCCUGGGCCGGCUUCUCCCAGGAGCCCUGGGCAGCAUCGGCCCGCCCUUGGGUGCCUGAGACCCCUCGCCCCCCACCAAGCCGCCGGUGGGAGGAUGAGGCCCAUGCUUCCUAUGGGCUCCCAGCAGGCCCCUGCCCGCCUCCCCUGCUUGCUGCCGAGAGCAGCCUCUUCCACGAGGACACCCCACUGCUGCCUGGCCUCUCCAACUCCGGCUACAUCAGCUUCGACCGCAGCGGUGCCCCAGGUGCUGCCUGUGCCACCCCCGGGCUCCUCCGUGUGCCCUACCCUCUGGGCCGCCCAGGCCGUGCCCGCCACCACGUCAGGCGCCGCCAGCCCUUGGCCCGGACGCUCGGGGCCCCCUAUAGCCGCCCCCUGCCUUCCCACCCCCACCGCUACUGGGGGUCCCCCCACCCCUCCAGAGUCUCAGGGUCCCAGCUCUGUGCGGGCCAGGCGUGACCCCGUGUGCACACUACAGGGCCAUGUGCAAUGCUCCG